AUGAAAAUACUAAGUUGGAACUGUCGGGGGCUUGGGAACCCCCGAACAGUUCAAAGCCUUUGUUUUCAAACAAAGGAGAAAGCUCCCGAUUUGGUCUUCCUGAUGGAAACCAAGCUGUCUCAAGCAAAAGCCACUAAGGUGGCCAGGAAAGCUCGAUAUGAGUGCUGUGUAGCAGUAGAUGCAAUGGGAAGGGGUGGAGGAUUGAUGCUCAUGUGGAAACAAAUAAUGAAGGUGGAAUUAGUCAAUUACUCCCAAAGACACAUUAAUGUAAUCGUGAAAAGUGAGGAGGAUAAUUCUAGUUGGCUAUUGACAUGCUUUUACGGCCACCCAGAAAUAAAUAGAAGGAAGGAAACGUGGGAGCUGUUGCAGUCCUUUAAUCCCAGGAACAUGGGGUGGGGAGUAAUAGGUGACUUUAAUGAAAUUUUGUCCCAUGAUGAAAAAGUAGGUGGAAGGAUUAGAGCUGAAAGUCAAAUGAGAGCAUUCAGAGAAGUGGUUGAAGAAUGCAGCCUGUUUGAUCUAGGGUGGAGGGGGGCAAAGUACACUUGGUGUAACAGACAUGAGAGUGAAACCUUCACUAAGGAGAGAUUAGAUCGAGGUAUGGCAAACAAAAAGUGGAUAGAGAUGUUUCCAGAUGCUAGAGUCAACACAUUGGUGGCACUAUGUUCAGAUCAUAGACCAAUCCUUCUUGAGGGUACUAGUGGCAGGGGCCAGGGAUCUCAUUUCCAUUACCAGUUUAAAUACGAGAUGAAUUGGGCAAAAGAAGAUGGUUGCAAAGAAACAGUAGCCGAGGCUUGGCAGAGAGAAGUUCAACAUCAAAGGCAGAAUAGCAGGCUGCAAAAUAAACUAGAGCUGUGCAGCAGGAAGCUUCAGAAGUGGAGCAAGGAUCUAAGAAGGAACAGACUAGCAACCAUAAAAUAG
This is a messenger RNA of Carya illinoinensis, 918 nucleotides long. RefSeq lists its product as uncharacterized. The transcript has a single exon. The record is from RefSeq and is a predicted model, not a curated record. NCBI's taxonomy places the organism in Eukaryota, Viridiplantae, Streptophyta, Magnoliopsida, Fagales, Juglandaceae. Bases 1 to 918 code for a protein of 305 amino acids. Gene Ontology annotation, molecular function: catalytic activity.